AUGGAGGCUAGAAGUGUUCUGGUUUUGUGUUUCGCCUGCCUCAGCGUGUUUACUGGCGCGCGUGGCGAUAAAAAGGACAUUUACGCUAAAAUCGUGGAUUUGGUGGCUCCAGGUAAAGAGUUCCUCACAGAAGAUGCGCUUCUCUCGGUGUUUGAACGGCUGGAGAACCGUGUGCAGUGCUCCGGUGAUAUCACAUCUAGACUGUCCACAGACUCUACUCUAAUGGGUCGGGCUGUAGCCCUGAAUGUCAACGUCUUUCUGCGGACCCUGAUUAAGACCCUGGGCAUGUUGUAUCUGAUGCUGAGCCUCUCGUGGAAGCUUACGCUACUGAUGCUGAUGGAGACGCCACUGACAGGCUUACUGCAGAACAUAUAUGACACACAUUAUCAGAGGCUCUCAAAAGAAGUUCAGGACUCUAUGGCGCAAGCCAAUGAAACUGCUGGGGAGGCGGUGUCAGGAAUCAGGACUGUAAAGAGUUUCAGGACAGAACUUGGUGAAGCAAAUCACUAUGAUGUCCGUUUGAUGGAAACCCAUAAUCUAAAGACCCGACGGGACACAGUCAGGGCGAUUUACCUGCUGGUUAGGCGGAUGACAGAAUUGGGAAUGAAGGUGGCCAUGCUUUACUAUGGGAGACUCUUCAUCCAGUAUGGACAGAUGAGCACAGGGAAUCUAGUCUCUUUCAUUCUCUAUCAGCAAGACCUUGGAGACAACAUUAGGACUUUGAUCUAUAUCUUUGGAGAAAUGCUGAACUCGGUGGGUGCAGCUGGUAAGGUGUUCGAGUACCUGGACCGAAAGUCUGAAGUCAGUAUUGAUGGUGACCUGCAGCCCAGUGAUCUGAAAGGACACAUCAGCUUUCAGAACCUCUCCUUCUCGUAUCCCAGUAGACCUGACCACAAUGUGUUAAAGAACUUCUCUCUGGAGUUGAAGCCGGGUCAGAUGACGGCUCUGGUGGGAAUGUCAGGAGGAGGGAAGAGCACCUGUGUGAGUCUGCUGGAGAGAUUUUAUCAGCCUCAGCAGGGACACAUUCUGUUAGACGGAAAACCACUGCAGAACUACCAGCACAAAUACUUGCACAGCAAGAUAGCGAUGGUGGGUCAGGAGCCUGUACUUUUCUCUGGCAAUGUACGAGACAACAUUGCCUAUGGUCUGCCCGGCUGCUCAAUGGAUAAAGUAAAGGAGGCUGCCAGCAAAGCCAAUGCCCAUGCCUUCAUCAGCAAACUGGAAAAUGGCUACAACACAGAUGUUGGAGAGCGUGGAAAUCUGCUCUCGGGAGGUGAGAAGCAGCGCAUCGCUAUCGCCAGAGCUCUGAUCAGGCAACCUCAGGUGCUCAUACUGGAUGAAGUGACCAGCUCUUUAGACACUGAAAGUGAACAAAUGGUUCAACAGGCCCUGGCCUGCUGCCCCAGCCAGACUUUGCUUGUGAUUGCUCAUAGGCUGAAGACCAUCGAGAGGGCGGAUCAGAUCGUGGUGAUUGACAGCGGGGAGGUGGUGGAGCUCGGUACACAUCAGGAACUGAUGGACAAGAAAGGAAACUACUAUAAACUGAGAGAGAGGCUCUUUACUGAUGAUAACACAGCCAAACAAGACCAAGAGAAAUCUGACACUGUAAAAGCCCAGUAGCCUGUGAUAAAAUAAUGUGCCUGUUCAUAAUACAAAUAUACCAUUACAAACCUUUGUAAAUAGGAACAUACAGUAUAAGUGAGGACGUUAUCCUUUAACCAUUAUCACAUUUCUAAAAGAUCUGUGGUAUUGAACUGUGGACUUGUACAUAGAAUAAAUUCAGAGAUGAUCAUCAGUCAAAAUGUUUUAUCAACAAGCAAUUUUGAUAAAUGUAACAUUUUGGAUUUGUUCGUGUUGUGAAUAAAUGUGAAUAAAUAUUGA
Molecule: messenger RNA, 1881 nt
Organism: Onychostoma macrolepis
Lineage: Eukaryota; Metazoa; Chordata; Actinopteri; Cypriniformes; Cyprinidae
Gene: tap2a
Product: transporter associated with antigen processing, subunit type a
Exons: 9
Coding region: 1-1620 (539 amino acids)
Biological process (GO): transmembrane transport
Cellular component (GO): membrane
Molecular function (GO): ATP hydrolysis activity; ABC-type oligopeptide transporter activity; ATP binding
Source: RefSeq, a predicted model, not a curated record